CACCGGCCAGGGCCGCCAGGGCGCAAACCAGACUACAACCUCAUCGAUCUCACAGUCAGAGUGCUUCAACCAGCCGGUUUCUUGAUCCUGACUUCAUACGGCGGCGUCCUAGCUUGCAAGCGAGCUUGAUCCCGCGGCGCCGGCGUGUCGGCGAACUUAAUUGGUUUGGAUUCUUUCGCUGCCUUGGUGAUCGGCGGUUCUUGGCCAUGGGCAACUACCUGUCUUGCACGCUGGCAAAGGCGCCCGACGGGAGGUGCGUGAGUGUGAUACUGCCGGACGGCAGCGUGGGGCAGGUGGCGCUCCCGGCGACGGCGGCCGAGCUGAUGAUGGACGCGCCCGGGAACUUCCUCGUCGACGCGCGUGCCGCAAGUCUGGGGGCGCGGCUGGCCGCCCUGCCGGCCGACGAGGAGCUCGAGCUCGGCGGCGUGUACGCCACGUUCCCGAUGAAGCGGCUCGGCACGCUGCUGGCGGCGGCGGACAUGGCGCGCCUCGCGGCCACCAGGGAGACGCGGCGGUCCGCCAAGGUAGCAAACGUCAUCGUUUCGCCGCCGCUGGCUGAGGCGGCUGUGGCCACGGAGGAGGUGCCGAGGUUACGGCUGGAGGAGAUGGUGGACGACGCGGCGGCUGCGGAGAUCGGCGUGUUGAAGCACCGGCUUAGCAAUGCGCGGUCAAGGAGGACGACACUGGAGACCAUACAUGAGGAAAAUUACCUAUCAAGAACCUAAAACAUGGCAAAUCUUUUUUAUAUGUGAUUUACACAUAUGUUUUUCUUUUCUUUUCAUCUUGGAGCAUACAGUAGAACUGAAGUUACAAAUGAUAUGUAAUGGAAGUAACUUGUACAACCUAUUUUUUGUGAAACAAUCCAGUAUAUACUAGGUCAGGCUUGUCUGUUUGUUUUA
This is a messenger RNA of Phragmites australis (common reed), 899 nucleotides long. RefSeq lists its product as uncharacterized. The record is from RefSeq and is a predicted model, not a curated record. The coding region runs from base 207 to 725 and encodes 172 amino acids. NCBI's taxonomy places the organism in Eukaryota, Viridiplantae, Streptophyta, Magnoliopsida, Poales, Poaceae. The transcript has a single exon.